Anopheles stephensi (Asian malaria mosquito) is the source of this 2523-nucleotide messenger RNA. RefSeq lists its product as uncharacterized. Gene Ontology annotation, molecular function: stretch-activated, monoatomic cation-selective, calcium channel activity. The annotation marks the transcript as partial. Gene Ontology annotation, biological process: calcium ion import across plasma membrane. Gene Ontology annotation, cellular component: plasma membrane. The transcript is spliced from 3 exons. The record is from RefSeq and is a predicted model, not a curated record. NCBI's taxonomy places the organism in Eukaryota, Metazoa, Arthropoda, Insecta, Diptera, Culicidae.
GCCAGCAGAGUGAAUAUUGGAAAAGUCACCCGAGCAAUCAGUCAGUUUGGCCUGUUUGGCCAGUUUGAGUGAGCGUCGAGGUCAGCAGAGACAACUGUGCGAGAGAUCCCACCUAUAGAACAUGAUAUAAAUAAAAAAAUAAAUACAGAGAGAGAGAGCAAAAGCAAGAGAGAAAGAGAGAGAGAAUAGUUUUCCGUCGGUGAAAAACAGUGGCUCCAAGUUAAAAACCUCCUUCUCCAGCCAAGAAAGCCCAAUAAAAUAGGCGCUCGCGAGAAAAGAUAUUGUGCCAGCAGCUUCAAGAGACUGCCGAGCGAUUGUGUGACUUGGCUCUCGUGCGGGUGCUGAGAGUUGGCUUGUUGUGUGUUUGCUCCGUGUGACCUCGCAGUACGCAUGAGUGAUGUUAUCGAUUGAUUGCGCACGCAAACCCUUUGCUCGUCGCGCCAUCUCAAACCGAGCGCUGGCAGCAACGGCAGCAUUAGUCGCACCAGCAGCAGCAGCAGCACCAUCAGCAGCAGUAGCAGCACCAUCAGCAGGCUGCGCACACAGCACAGGUUGAUGCGGUUUAACACACAAGGGAACACAGGGAAGCACCAGGCAUCAACACACACACACACCACACCAGCACGCGAACACGCACGUGUGUGGUGGUGUUGAGUGCGCGUGCUGAUCGUGCUUCCGGAACGUGAGCAAGUAAGAGUAUUGGUGUGUGUGAUUGUGCGUGUGUGAGCUGUAUCAACAUCGAUCAAGGAUCAGGAUAUCAGGUGAUGACCUAGACCGUAGACGUCGAAAUCGCUCUCGACAAGCUGCCAGCAGGGACGCGAGGAUUCCGCGUGGCAGCGUGGUUUGUUGUGUGUGUGUGGUGUGGACCGGGAGCAAGUGCACGCGCGUCUGUCUGUGUGUGUGUGCGGGUUCGUGUCUAUAGGUGGGUUGCGGUGUUGGUAUGGUGGAUAGGGGACCGCGAUCGACUGGAUCACUCCACAGAUGGCGGAUCGGUCGUUAACUGUGUUGUUGCGUGCAAGAUGGCCACUGGUAGCUGGCCUUUUCCGCACCCGGUAGUGUGUCAUGUGUUCACGUGUGCGUGCGUGCGUGUGUGUGUGUGCGUGUGGCCUGGCUCGUGUGGGGAGUCGAGCCAUUUACGAGCAUUGCGUUGAGGAUGAUGCAGGAUCACUAAAGUUCUCUGUGUCGGUGUCGUUCCCAUAGUGCCAAUGGUGGAAGUGUUGUUACAGCACCACCAGCAGCAGCAGCAGCAGCAGCGGCGGCAGCUCGAGUCGUUGUCAGUGUCAGUGCGGUCGUGCCGUAGGAGCAGUGCUAGUUUGUUGGCGUUUGUCGCUCGGUGCGGUGGCUGUCAGUGUGGGCCCGUGAGCCCGGUUUCGGUGGUGGUGGUCCUGCGUGCGCGUGACCGUCGCAGGCAUUAGAGGCGAGCCUUACGGGCGGGCGCGAAAAGCUCUUGCACGAAAAGCAAAGUAGAGAAGGAUCAGAGUGAGCUGCAGAAGUUGAAGAAGAAGAAGAAGAGGCAGCAGCGAACGAAGCAGAAGUGAUAGCGCGGAAAGCGGUGCGUGUGGCAGGUGCAGGUGCGCCGCCCGUGGCCGUGGCAACGUGCGAUAGUGACGGGUCAGACGCCGGGGGGUACGGGACGGGGGGCAGCGGGACGGCAGAGAAGAGCAGCGGACGUUCGGCGCACGGCGGACGAUGAUGGUGGGGCCAUGAGCCCGAGCCCCGAGGUCGUUGCGAGCCGCAAGCGCGUCUCAAGCGGGCCUGCACCAUGCUAGCGCCGCCGAACCCGAGGUCAAUAUGCGGCCAGGACCCGGGCUGGUCGUGAUGGCGCUUGCGUUUAUUUCGGGGGCUCGGCGAGGCACCGGUCAACAGAGCAGCAGUGCCAGUCAGAGUGGCAAGUUGGGCAAAGUUGGAGAAGACAAUACGGGAGAAGGCGGCGCACUAACGCGGAUCAAUCCGUGGCUUUCGGCGUGCGAUCUGGAGCAGCCCAACUCGGCACCGGAUCUCCAGGGUCAAUGUUCAGCCGGUACACUGCCUGUGGCCUGGAUAGACGAAGGUCCUGGACCACCGCGGUGUCCACCGCCAUGUGCAACGUUUCGUACACAUGCUACAUAUAAUAAUAAUAAUAAUAAAAAUAAUAAUAAAAAUAGUAAUAAGCCAUACAAUAUUGAUAAUACUAAAUAUAACAUGGAGAACCGGUUAAAUGAUAAACAACAGUGCCUUGACUAUUUGGGCGAUAAUGCAGAGUUAAGUCCAGCACAAAUUUGUAAAAAAUCGUCACAAAGUAUUGAGACCAAGCUGAAAACAUUACGUUUAAGACAUUGUUGUGAACGUACCGUUGGCAGUGCUUUACACAACGCAGCCUACGCCGACGUGCUGCGGGGCGGUCCCGGGUGUACCGGGCGGCUGGCCGAGCUGCUGGAAACGGACGCGCUGGCGGCACGGAUCACAUGCGAAUUUACCGAGGUGCUGAUACGGUACGACUGCGGACAGCCGUACUCUAUCAUCCACCACUGUGAGGAUUGUAAG